GUUAAAUAACACUGUUUGUUACAGGCAGUAUUGUUGCAACAGACCCUGGUGUCCAUGGAUUUGCCAGGCGUCGAACACAAGGGUGAGGUGGUGCAAGGGCUAUCCAAGCAGAUCUCAUUGGCUAAUGCCAGGACUAAGAAGGGGAUCAAGGCACAGAAGUGGAACACUGUGUGCCUGGAGCUACCACAUUGUUACCUCAAGUGGGUGUGUGCGGGGCUGGUGUCAGAGCUGAAGAGACAGAACCGUCAUGUACCUGCUUUAGCAAUCGCCAGUGCUGUCAACGAACGUCUCAACUGUCUGCUGCCCACUCACUCCGAGGGACAACCUGUUGACCGUACACUCAUGUUCAGUGAGGCUAUGCGCCGCCAGACCUUCUCCAAGUGGCCUCAUAUGAAUUACAAGUGGGCUUUGCCAGACCAGAUGGCUCAGGCAGGAUUCUACCAUCAGCCCAACUCUUCAGGCGAUGACCGAGCCAUGUGUUUCACCUGCAUCGUGUGUCUCGUGUGUUGGGAGCCUACAGAUGAACCUUGGUCAGAACAUGAGAGGCAUUCUCCUUCAUGUCCAUUUGUGAAGGGGGAGUACACACAGAAUGUGCCUCUGUCAGUGACAUAUGCUACAGCCCCUGCCAUCCACACAGACGCCCCCAUGGAGGUGCUGGGCACUUCCUCUGUCCCAGAAUUGAUACCUACAGCUUCCUCUAGUGGCAACAUAAUCGUUUUGGAACUGCUCCAGACAGCUCAAGAUUGAAGCAACAAUUUCAGUUGUGAGUAAAUCAAAUAUUUAUAACGACCUAACACGGAAAAAAGAAGCUUGGGCAGACCAAGACGUUGUGGAAAUUCCUUUAACAGACUCAACAUUAGAGAACCUAGUGGGUGUGUGGAGUAACCAGGAGGUGCAGGUGGGGGCAGUGAGCGUGGUAGGUGGCCCCACUAGAGAUUCAGUGAGGCCUGUUGUAGUAGUAGGAGUGGGACUUGCCCGACCAUCUGUGUCACCUUUAG
Messenger RNA from Homalodisca vitripennis (glassy-winged sharpshooter), 998 nucleotides. Its product is annotated as baculoviral IAP repeat-containing protein 6-like. Bases 55 to 747 code for a protein of 230 amino acids. The record is from RefSeq and is a predicted model, not a curated record. NCBI's taxonomy places the organism in Eukaryota, Metazoa, Arthropoda, Insecta, Hemiptera, Cicadellidae. The transcript has 6 exons.